Molecule: messenger RNA, 1012 nt
Organism: Macrosteles quadrilineatus (aster leafhopper)
Lineage: Eukaryota; Metazoa; Arthropoda; Insecta; Hemiptera; Cicadellidae
Gene: Hacd1
Product: very-long-chain (3R)-3-hydroxyacyl-CoA dehydratase hpo-8
Exons: 5
Coding region: 42-758 (238 amino acids)
Biological process (GO): very long-chain fatty acid biosynthetic process; fatty acid elongation; sphingolipid biosynthetic process
Cellular component (GO): endoplasmic reticulum membrane
Molecular function (GO): 3-hydroxyacyl-CoA dehydratase activity
Source: RefSeq, a predicted model, not a curated record
AUUUCUCAGUCUCAAGUCUCAAGGCUCUAUUCUUCCUAGUCAUGGCAGGCUCCAAAUCUGAAUCUCGGUCUGCUAAGACUGAAAAUAAACCCAGUUUAUUUGCAAACAUUUAUUUGUUUUCCUACAAUUUCAUUCAAGUGUUUGGAUGGUCUUACCUGCUGUACCAACUUGUGAACCACUACACAAGUGGUCGAACCACAGACACUCUUUGGAACGAGGUCAGACUUACUGUCAUUAUCUUCCAGAAUGCAGCUGUUCUUGAGAUUUUGAACGUAGCCAUAGGGAUUGUCAAAUCCAACCUCAUGUUGACGACAUUUCAAGUAUUCUCACGUGUGAUGGUAGUUUGUGGGAUCCUACUGGCCACGCCUACUGCCCCUCUCUCUCCCGGCCUGCCUCUCGCUCUGCUUGCGUGGUCGGUCACGGAGGUCAUUCGUUAUCUCUACUACGCACUCAACAUUGUCGGACUCGUACCUUAUGUCCUCAUCUGGUGCAGGUACACUUUCUUUAUCGCCUUGUAUCCCAUUGGCAUCACGGGUGAGCUGUUGUGCAUGUACGCUGCACAGAAGUUUGUAGGCGAGACCCAACUUUGGAGUGUCAGUUUGCCGAACAAGUACAACUUUACGUUUAGUUACCAUUACCUGAUAAUCUACAUCAUGCUUCUCUACAUACCUUUGUUCCCUCAACUUUACCUACAUAUGUUUGGACAGCGCAAGAAAAUUAUCGGUACACCUCAGUCGGCUAAAGCUAAGAGCUCGUAAAUUCAACAUCUCAUAACAAAGAGUGCCUUUAAUUGCUCAAUUUGUUAUUAAUUUAUUAGCAAUUUUACACCGAUGUUACCUCGUUUUCUUUUCAUUGUUAAAUCUAUUACUUGGUUCAGGGUAAAAAGGUUAGUGUUGGUGUGAUUUAAAAUUGUAAAAGCUCUCUAUUUGAAUGGGAAUGUUAGUUUUAGUCAAAGAUGGUUUAGGUUUAGUGAGAUAAUAGUUGAUGCAUUAAAACGUGCAUAACAAUUUAA